CCCAUUUUCCCAUUUCCUCUUUCCAUUUCUCCCCAUUUUCUAAUCCGGGUUUCGCUUUCUUUAGCCUUUCGUUUCCGGAAGAAUAAAAAGAAAAGCACAGCAACAGAGGAAAAAAGAAGGAGGAAAAAGAAGGAAAAAGAAGGAAAAAAGCUUCAGAAGUUUAGUCACUGAUUUUACUGAACUUCAAAAGAAGAGGAAGAAGGAGAUGUGGUGGCUGCUGCAGUAAUUAGUUUUGAGUACUGAAUUUGAGUUGGGUGGGUGGGCUUUUGAUAAAAGAAAAGGCAAAAAUUCUGGGCUUCUGAUAGAUUUUCCUGGUUCAGUACUUCUUCUGGCGAGUGACAAAUUCAAUGAAAGUGGGUUUUACUUUCCUGCUGUCACAGGGAGUCAGACUUUUAGUCCAAACUGAAUAGUUGUAUAAGAAGUUGAGAGCAGAGUCUGUGAUGGCAGAUGUCAGUCCCAGGACUGAUAGUUCUACUGAUGCAAGCACUGAAGAUAAGAACUCAAGGUUCCACAAUAACCAAGGGCUGGCUGUUGUGGCUUCUGAUGGGAGUGACAAGUCUAGAGAUCAAAAGACUCUUCGUAGGCUUGCACAAAAUAGGGAAGCUGCAAGAAAGAGCCGUUUAAGGAAAAAAGCAUAUGUUCAGCAACUGGAGAGCAGCAGGAUGAAGUUGACACAACUUGAGCAGGAGCUGCAACGGGCUCGGCAGCAGGGGAUAUUUAUUUCAAGUUCGGGAGAUCAAUCUCAAUCUAUGAGUGGGAAUGGAGCCUUGGCAUUUGAUGUAGAGUACGCUCGAUGGCUGGAAGAGCACAACCGUAGAAUAAAUGAGCUAAGAGGAGCUGUCAAUUCCCAUGCUGGUGAUGGUGAACUCCGCAUCAUUGUGGAUGGCAUCUUGGCACAUUAUGAUGACAUAUUCAGGAUAAAAGCGGAUGCUGCUAAGGCUGAUGUCUUUCAUAUUUUAUCAGGCAUGUGGAAAACUCCUGCAGAAAGAUGCUUCCUCUGGCUUGGUGGAUUUCGUUCAUCUGAACUCCUUAAGCUGCUUAUAAAUCAGUUGGAGCCGUUAACAGAGCAACAGCUAUUGGCUAUAAAUAACUUGCAACAAUCAUCACAGCAGGCAGAGGAUGCAUUGUCACAAGGAAUGGAGGCAUUACAACAAUCAUUGGCUGAGACCCUGGCUGGUUCUCUUGGACCUUCAGGUGGUUCAACGGGGAAUGUGGCUAAUUACAUGGGUCAAAUGGCAAUGGCCAUGGGAAAGCUGGGAACUCUCGAGGGCUUUAUUCGUCAGGCUGACAAUUUGCGGCAGCAGACGUUGCAGCAAAUGCAUCGGAUAUUGACAACUCGGCAAUCUGCUCGGGCUCUACUUGCAAUCAGUGACUAUUUUUCUCGGCUGCGAGCACUUAGUUCCCUGUGGCUUGCUCGCCCGAGAGAGUAAGAUCUACAAUCUCACUUUCUGGUACUGAUUUGAAAGCAGAGUAGAUCUUUCCUAGUGAUUUAUGUCUAUCAAGAUUCUCCCUGGUGCAUAUAUUGGAUUAUUUCCUUUUUUUUGUCAAAAACUCUGGAAGGGAGCUAGCUAUUCAUCUCUACAAGCUUGUAAGAAUGAGUUUGAAAAAUUUUUCCUUUUCCAUUGGGUAAAGUUAACAUGGUCAGUGAAGUUUUAGAGUCUGUAGCAUAUCAGUUAUGUAAUCAAGGUUAGUCAAAGGGUAACUGUAAUCUAUCUGGGUACUGUGCCAGAGUGCUGACUUCAAUUGAGUAUUGCCAUUAAGACUAACUGGCACUUUUGCAUUGCAUUCUCCUUCUUGGUA
This is a messenger RNA of Coffea eugenioides, 1800 nucleotides long. RefSeq names its product transcription factor TGA2.2-like. The transcript has 9 exons. The coding region runs from base 441 to 1430 and encodes 329 amino acids. The record is from RefSeq and is a predicted model, not a curated record. NCBI's taxonomy places the organism in Eukaryota, Viridiplantae, Streptophyta, Magnoliopsida, Gentianales, Rubiaceae. Gene Ontology annotation, molecular function: sequence-specific DNA binding; DNA-binding transcription factor activity. Gene Ontology annotation, biological process: DNA-templated transcription; regulation of DNA-templated transcription.